This is a messenger RNA of Hydractinia symbiolongicarpus, 1601 nucleotides long. Its product is annotated as homeobox protein Hox-A1-like. The record is from RefSeq and is a predicted model, not a curated record. Gene Ontology annotation, cellular component: nucleus. Gene Ontology annotation, biological process: regulation of transcription by RNA polymerase II. The transcript is spliced from 3 exons. NCBI's taxonomy places the organism in Eukaryota, Metazoa, Cnidaria, Hydrozoa, Anthoathecata, Hydractiniidae. Bases 134 to 1216 code for a protein of 360 amino acids. Gene Ontology annotation, molecular function: DNA-binding transcription factor activity, RNA polymerase II-specific; RNA polymerase II cis-regulatory region sequence-specific DNA binding.
GUAAAAUAGGAUAAUCUAACGACUUCGGAGGCUUGUAAACUGUAAGUGUAUUAAAAAAAAAUUUAGUACAAAAUUAUCGAAUUAAAAUUUUAACGAUUAGUAAUUUGAGUAAAUUGUAAUCAGAAAGUUGAUAAUGAGUGUAGUUGUUGAAAACAAGGAAGUUGAAGGAGACGAAUGCUCUCAAUCUCCAAUUACAACAGUGUAUCCAGAAAAUGGGGGAGCUUCGGUAAAACAAGAAUUCAUUCCAACAAGUUCUGAAGCUAUAACGAAAUCAACAUCACCGCUUGAUACCUACUACAAGGAAAGAAACCUCUUAAAUACAACGCGAUCAAUACAGUCACCUUUUAAUAUUGAACGGUAUAAAACUAGCCCCUAUGUUGGAAGUGAACAUUGGCAUUCGACAGGAAGGUCUUUGACAAAUACUUCAAACAAUGAUGUUCCGUCGUUUGUUACACCAUGCUACUCAAUGCAUAAUUACAAUAAUGGAUACAUUGGCAAUGAGACCGAACCAGCUGUCUGCUUUCCCACACCACCAGCCUACUUUCCCUCGUAUUUCCCGCCGCCGGAGAUCUAUUCACAUGUACCAACAUUACAUCAUGAUAAUUCUCCACCACAUGGUCAUUUUCCUCACGGCAUGUAUCAACAGUUACCUUGGACUAAAUCUCAAAAUGCAGAAAUGUGGUGGAGUACGAAUAAACCAGUUCUAAACAAUGAAAUAAACAACAAUACAAUUCCGUCACCGCCAUCGGUAAUUCCUCCCGUCAUAACAGAGAAAUCACCUGCGCUGGAGUCGAAAAGACGUAAACGAACCGCGUAUACGCGUAAACAGCUUACAGAGCUCGAACUGGAGUUUCGUUGCAGUCAAUUUUUAACAAGAGACCGUCGUAUGGAAAUGGCGGCAGUUUUGGGUUUAUCUGAACGUCAAAUUAAAAUUUGGUUUCAAAACCGAAGAAUGAAAUAUAAAAAACGAGCGGCUUCUUGUGUACCUGAUUGUCCGCCUCGUAUGAUAUCGGGAUCGUCCGAUGCAAGUUCGGAGCCAUCUCGACCAAUGUCGGUGUCCUCCGAUACGUCGGAAGUAUUUUACGAUGAACAUAGAAAGUACGAUAACUUUGCACGUCGCAUACCUUUCAUGCAUAAAGAGAUCACUCAAGAAGAAUUGGAAUGUUAUAGGAAGUAUUACGGCAUGAACUAUCCUCCAGUCAACGCGCACGUGUAAAAUUUUGUGUCAAAAAUUUGCGUUUACGAUGGUUUUAUGUUGAGUCGCGAAAUAUUUUAUGUUGAGUCACCUACUAUUACAUAACAUUUUGGGAAUGUUCUAAGGAUACAAAUUCUGUUCUCUCGGCUUGUUUUGUCUUUGUGUUUCUUCUUAUAAGAGAAAUAAAGAGCUGUAUGUUUUUAAAUUAUUAUUUAUUAGCUAUCUAUUUAAAACUUUAAAUUAUUUUUAUGUAAUACUAACAUUUUUAAAAAAGUUGCUUAUGGUUGCAACGACAAAAAUUAACCUAAAAACUGCAGACAUUUGUAGUAACUAAUUUUAAGACUGAUAAUUUAAAAAUCUUUUGAGUUUGUAAAAUAAAUAUUCAAUAUAGAAGCUGUUUAACUAU